Molecule: messenger RNA, 601 nt
Organism: Rhizophagus irregularis DAOM 181602=DAOM 197198
Lineage: Eukaryota; Fungi; Glomeromycota; Glomeromycetes; Glomerales; Glomeraceae
Molecular function (GO): RNA binding
Source: RefSeq, a predicted model, not a curated record
UUUUUUUAAAAAAAAACAAAAUUCCUUCAUUACGCUCUUCAUUUGUGCCUUGCCCUCUUUAGCUCAAUUUCUUUUCUACCGAUAACGUUUAACCAAUAACUUUACAAAAUGCAAUCACCAACCAAAAUUAAAAUCCCUAAAAUUAUUUCCUUUGGAAGAUUGAUUGGUCCUGGAGGAUGUAACCUAAAACCCAUUGAAGAGGAAACUGGUACACAUAUUCAUGUAAUCACCGAAGCAAAACCACCACAUAUUGAAAUUAAAAUUAAUGAAAAAAUUACUCUUCUAUCAUGUAAAGAUAGAAUUAAAGAAGCAAGUGAUAAAUUAAAAAAGUUAAUGAAAACAAUCGAUCUUGAGAUGAAAAAUCGUCAAAAAAAUACUGUAAAAAAGAAAGUUAACAAUAACAAUCAUAAAGAAAAUCAUUACGAAAAAUCAAAACGUUGGAAAGAAAAUAAUUUGAAAAGAGAAAGAAUAGCCUCUGAACGGAAAUAACACAAAUAAAUCAACUCUCAUAUAGACUACGACAAAGUAAAAUAUAAAAAAAAUUACGAGUUUAAGUAAAUAUUUAGUUAUGUACUUAGAAAAAAUACCUAUGUAGUCUGUA